AGUGUUGAAGGAGACUCUCCUCCCUUUCCUGCAUGAGGAGAGUGAAGCACUCACCUGGAUGAGGUAAGGAGCUGCAGAAGAAAAGAAUCUUUACAAUGCAAAGCUAACGAGGUUACCUACUGUGUAAGGAUAUCCUCACGCCAAGAGAAGCAGGCAAUUCAUCCGCCAUGGUCUCCCUUUUCAGGACAGCUGUCCUGCUGCACUUCGUGUACACGGCGGACGGCUUUCUCAAGGUGAAAAAUAAUUUCUACGAAUGUCCUGCUGAUGUCUACAUUGUGCUGGACACCUCUGAGAGUGUGGCACUGAGAGUCAAGCCAUACGGUUCUUUUGUUGAGAAGAUCAAACAGUUCGCUUUAGACUUUGUGGACCAGCUGAACAACAGGUAUUACCGCUGUGACCGCAACCUGACCUGGAACGCAGGGAUUCUUCACUACAGCGAUGAGGUCAAGAUCAUGAGUGAGCUCACCAGUAUGGCCACCGGCAGCGGGAAGCUGAAGAAGGCCAUCCAAGAUGUGCGCUACAUUGGAAAAGGCACGCACACCGACUGUGCCAUUGCUGUGGCCACAGGGCAGCUGGUGUCAGGGAGCUCACCUUUCCACGGUAACAAAUACAUGGUUGUUGUAACAGAUGGGCAUCCGUUCGAUGGCUACAAGGAGCCCUGUGGGGGAAUCAGCUAUGCCGUCACCGAAGCGAAAGGAAUGGAUAUUAAAAUCUUCGGUGUGGCCAUUUCUCCUGAUCAUCUGGAUAACCGACUGAAUUCCAUUGCAACUGAUGUUCAGUACAGACUCAACCUGUCGGCCACUAGCGAGAACCCAGCUGUGGUAAAAAACACCAUAAACACCAUCAUCUCCACCAUUUACAAGGAAUCAGAGCCUUUGUGCUGCACAUACGAAUGCAAGGCUGGAAUAGGAAUUCCUGGACCUGCUGGUGACAGCGGAGAAGCGGGAACACCUGGAAGACGAGGUAUUGCUGGGAAGCCCGGAGGUAUUGGACCAAAGGGAAUUCUUGGGGAUCAGGGUUCCCCAGGUCAUGUGGGAGAAAAGGGCGAUAAAGGCCCUCCAGGUGAAAAGGGCCAUCGAGGACUUUCUGGACAAAAGGGAGAAAAAGGAGCAAAUGGUGUUGAUGGGAAAGAUGGAGCUUUGGGAGAGACAGGCCCCCCAGGCCUGCCAGGGUGUAAUGGAGAUGAAGGGCCUGACGGUGAUCCUGGUCCACCUGGACAAAAAGGAGAUACAGGGCCCUUCGGUGCCAAAGGACAAAAGGGGGAUUUUGGCAGUACAGGAGUUCCUGGGAAAAAGGGGCCAAAAGGAGAGAAGGGACUGAGAGGCCCGGCCGGGGUCAGAGGUGUUCGAGGCGACAAGGGAACUGCCGGCCCUGUGGGGGCGCCAGGGCACGAGGGGCCCACAGGCUUGAUCGGGUCGAGAGGCGAAAAUGGAGUCACUGGUUUGAAGGGCUACAAAGGGGAACCGGGCCCUUUAGGGGCAGAGGGCACACCAGGUACAAAGGGCCAGUCAGGCCCUGUGGGAGAGCCAGGACCUACAGGUGAAAGAGGAGAAGAUGGUGUACAAGGACAAGGAAUACUGGGAUAUCCAGGAUUUCAGGGAUUUCCGGGAUUAAGGGGACCCCCAGGCCUGAAGGGCGUCAGGGGGUUCCCGGGCCUGAAGGGCGAUGAGGGGCUGCCGGGAGACCGAGGAGAUGAUAAUUUGCUGCCAGGUAAAGAGGGACCCAAAGGACCAAAGGGAUAUCCAGGCCUUCGGGGUGAAUAUGGCUCUCCUGGACCAGUAGGCUCCCCUGGCUCUGAUGAGUGUGAAAUACUGGAGGUCAUUCGGAAACUCUGCUCGUGCUGUGAGUGCAGCUGUGGCCCCGUCAAGCUGCUGUUUGUGCUGGACAGCUCAGAGAGUGUGGGGCUGCAGAACUUCACCCUGGAGAAGCAGUUCAUCAUCCGCGUCAUCAACAAGGUCACCAAGAUCGGGAGCAACAAGAAUGAGCCUGGGUCGCGUGUGGGAGUCGUGCAGUACAGCCAUGAAGGAACGCAGGAGCUGGUGUCCAUGGAUGACCCCAACAUCACAACUCUCUCUCAGCUCAAAAGUGCGGUGAAGAACAUGCGCUGGAUCGCUGGGGGCACGUACACGGGAGAGGCGCUGGACUUUGCCAGGCAGGCCUUCGGCACAUCGCAGCUCUCGAAUCAAGUGGCCAUCGUCCUGACUGAUGGCAGGUCAGACACCCGGGACUCCAAACCGCUGUCUUCCCUGUGCAACAUUCCCAACAUCCGAGUGGUGGGCAUUGGGAUCGGUGACAUUUUCCGCAGGUCCCCAUACACAACCAUGUUACAGGAGAUUACCUGUCAGUCCACUCCCAAGCCGGGGCUGUUUCUGAAGAUCACUGACCAUGCCCAACUUCUGGAGGAAUCCUUCUUUGAGAACGUCACCAGCUACAUUUGUGAAGACAGUAAGUGUCCAGACUACACUUGCCCUGCUGGGUUUAAUGAGCCAACUGACAUUGUCUUCAUGCUGGACGGCUCUACUAGCGUGGGACAGAAGAACUUCGAG
Messenger RNA from Lepisosteus oculatus (spotted gar), 2546 nucleotides. NCBI's taxonomy places the organism in Eukaryota, Metazoa, Chordata, Actinopteri, Semionotiformes, Lepisosteidae. The record is from RefSeq and is a predicted model, not a curated record.